Messenger RNA from Xiphophorus hellerii (green swordtail), 3587 nucleotides. RefSeq names its product proteoglycan 4-like. Lineage: Eukaryota; Metazoa; Chordata; Actinopteri; Cyprinodontiformes; Poeciliidae. The record is from RefSeq and is a predicted model, not a curated record. The coding region runs from base 304 to 2676 and encodes 790 amino acids. The transcript is spliced from 7 exons.
GUCCUGCAUCUGAGGAUGAAGGUGAAGAGGAGUCAUCUAAUCAAGCUGAAGAGGGAGAAGAAGAAGAAGAGGAGGAGGAAGCGGAAGACGAAGUGGAAGACUCUGGUAGUGAGGUGGAGAUCAUUGAUGAGGUUCAGGGUAACGGGAGGCCGCCGCUGCUUCAGCCCGGCUCGGUCCUCAUGCAGCAGGAAAACGCCCACUUUCUGCAGGAUCUGUCAGAGCAGCAAGCCGCUGAGUUCUCUCUGAUCGCACCUGGUGCAGAGAUGAAGAUCGUAGGAGGACGACAUCGAAGGCGAGGUUGUGAUGGUGAGACUCGACGGAGACGAUGUAGGGAUGGAGCUGGACGCCAACACAGAGCCAGCAUCAUCAUCAUCGUCAUACAUGGAGCUCAAACCUUCCACCACUCUGCUGGUUCCCUUCGAGUUCAUGGAGGGACAGGAGGGCCUGGUGGGCGCCGCCGACCUCGCUCUUCCUGAGCUGCAGCCGGGCGCUGCGGCCGAAGAGCAGCAGCCGGAGAUUCACACUGGCUUCACGCUGAUGCUGGACACGGAAGAAGACGGAGUCAAGGAGGCAGAGGCGGCUGUGGAGAAUGAUCUGCACCCGUCGGAGCUCCCUGAGCCGCUGCAGAUGGAGAGGGAAGAUCUAUUUGACAAACCUGACAUCAUUCCUUUGGACAUGGAUAACAGGGAAGAAGCUCCAUCAGAAGGAGAGGGCACGGCGACGGAAAACCUGGAUCAAAAUGAUGAUCGUGGACUUGAGGAAGAAGAGCUUGGAGAUUCCCAAAUUGAUCUGCAGACUGAAUCUACUGCAGAAAAACAGGAGACAGAAGACUCUGCAGAGAUAAAAGCUGCAAAGGUAGAAGAAAUUAGAUUAUCUGAAGAUCAGGAAGCUCCUUCUGUAUCGGUUCCAGAAGAACCUCCAGCUGCUGUGAACGAUGCCGACUCUGCUGAAAGAAUAGAAGCUGUUGAGGGAAAACCAAUCCCUACUGAGGAGGUGCAGCUGCCUGAGGGGAACGGGUCUGUUCCUACAGAGAUGGAAAAAACUGAGUCUGCUGUUGAAGACAAGAAACUUGAGCGCACAGCAUCAUCAGACACCGAAGUUGGACAUGAGGAUGAAACGGAGGAAAAACCCAGGAGACAACUGAGGCAUAAAAACGUUGCAGAGGAACCUUUGGAGAACAUCGUUUGCUCAGAAAGUCAAACUGCGAAACAAACGACAGCCUCUCAGGGGAAGAAAGCUCCUUCUACUCCAUCCCGGAGGAUGACAAGAGGAAGAAAAGAGGAGACUUUUAUCUCUCCAGAGGCAGUGAGCGAGCAAGAGCACGAUGGAAACACAGAGUUGACAAAAACUAGCAACGACGUUCCUCGUUCUCCGAGGAGAGGCAAACCGCUCCAAAUCGUCACACCUCGUAGAAGUACUCGCAAAAGUCAGCCGGUAAUUCCUAAAGAGGCGCCUGAAAACAUGGAUUAUGAGAUUUCUAUGGCUUCAACCUCCAAGAGGGCUUCGCCAGGCAGACGAUCGCAGAGAGCUGCUGCAAUAAGAACCAGCAGCGAGGAAGUAUCUGCGGCCGCAGACGUGGAAAUCAAAGAGGACAGCCAAGAGGAUAAGGCUGUGGAAACGAUAAGAGGUCGCAGAAACAGCAACAAGACUCAAACUCCUUCUAAACUCAGGAUGACUCAGGCCAGCACCCCCAGGAGGUCCAGCAGAAAGACGAGUAAUACCAACGAGGAAGAGCUGACCCCUGUGACGGUCCAGGAGGAGCCCGUCUCUCCUCUAAAAUGCAGCGGCAAACAAAUUAGACCACAGAUGCUGCCAGUCGUGUUUGAAGAAGACGAAGGAGAACAGAAAGAGGAAGAGAAAAAGCAGCAACUUUCCCAUUCUGGGAGGACAACUCGACAGUCCAGCCGGAUCACUAUAACUGUGUAUCCUCAAAGCAACAGGAGGAGGAGAGAAGAAAGUGGUUCAGGAAAAGUGAGAGAAAGCAAAGAUCCCCUGGAGUCUGGUCCAAACAACAAUCGUCGCCCAACGAGAAGCAGACUCUGGGACCAUCCUGAGGAGGAUCUGCCCCUACUGGACUCUCCAUUAGAGGUGGACUCUGAAACUCCUGUUGCAGACGCCCUCAUCCAGAGACUCAAGGAUGAAGAGGAGAAACGGGAAGGUGUAAAGACUGAGAGAACCAGGAGGAGAAAUACCAAAUCAUCAGUGGAUCAGGUUUCAUCUCCUCCUCCUGUACCAGACGGCCCGGCACCUGAACCUGCAGCAGGUCAGUCCAGUCCAGGAGAAAACUCGUUCAUCUACUCGCCCUCCCGACAGCGACAAACAAGAGCUCGUAAAACAGAGUCUUCUUUGCCAAGCGAGGAGUCUGAGGCACCGGUCACCCGCAGCAGGAGUAGAGUCAAAGAUGCUUCUGUUCAGAAUAAAGCUUCCUCAGAAGAUGAUCGCGCUGAAGUGGAGAAGACAUCUACAAGCAGGAAAACAGCAAAAUCCAGAGCUGUUUCGGAGUCCGUUCCCAUCGCCGAGGUGGAUCUGAUCUCACCUCUGCCCAGCCCGGCUGAGCCGCGAGCACUGAGGAGGAUCACAGACGAAGCGCCGGUUCCGACCACCAGGAACCUUCGGCGCAAACGCGUCAUAGACAUCGUUUUCUCAAAGCCCGUCACCAGGAGGAGGAAACUUUGAGGAGGCUGGAGGUGGUAAUAACCAGUGAACCUCAGGCGGCUGCAUGGAGAUUUGAACCAAAUCAAGUCGAGAGCUGUCAAAUAAAAAGGAACGGCCUGAACUUAUGAUGGUUCUGCUUCUUGAAAUGCCUCAUUGUGCUGCAGUUUUUCUGAAAAACUUUCUCUACAAAGAGGAAAAUGGAAACGAUGGACGUGGGAAGGGUUAUUUUUGGGACAAAAACGGUAAAUUGAGUGUGAAGGAGGAUUUUAUUUUUGGAGUUUACAUUUCCUUCUCAUGCAAACUUGAUUUCACUUGAUAAGUGACCAUUUUAUCUUCUAACGCUUGAGCUCUGGACACUGAAAGGCACAAAGAAAAGCAAUCAAUGUGGAUUUUUAGAGGUUCCUAAUGAUGAACAGAACAGAUCUCAUAAAGAGGUUUUAUUCCCAUUCUAUUAUUUUAAGGCUUUCUUUUCUUGUUGCCGUUUUAAAAGUUCAAGACCUGCUGUUUUUCUAUUCAAGAGGAAAAAGGCAACCGGCUAGCAAGGAUCUAUUGCUACUGCUAGAUUUGUAUAUAGUCAUUUGUUAUGUUCCAAAUAAAGUUAAUAAUUAAAUCCUAAGGAAUUAAGUUUAUUUUGAAUUUGAAGUGUCUUGAAUGCAUUUGAUGAUCAUAUAAGAUUGCCUUUGCCAAAGUCUUAAAAUCUAAGAGGAUUUUGUGUGUAAAACUGCUGCUGUCGGCAGAUAUGGGAGAGAUGUAAAGGAGAAAAAAAUGCACAACAAUUUGCAGAUGUAAAAGUAGCUCGGGAGAUAUUAAUAGGUUUGUUAAAUGCAAUUUAUGGCAACAAGCAUCUGAUUCAGACUAUUUUCUGACUGAAUGUAUGUAGAAUGUCUUAUUUUUGUUGACUGCUAUUUGAUAAAUAUGGUUAAACUUAAAAA